UCCAGGUACAAGUACCAGUUUUGAAAUCACGCCCAAUUUGCAUCUUCCUAUUGGUGGUUUGAUCUUGAACUCCUGCAGAACCAGUUGCAUUGCUUAUGAAAAUCUCCCCAGAAAGGGACCCUGAACACCUUCUUGCGUGCUUUUUACUACUUACUACCUGAUAGACCGGAAGCUAUCUUCUCUUAAGCAUCUAUAUAUGUCUCCCACCACACCCGCGCCUGCAGACCAACCAACCCACCGCAAACCCUCAACCAUCGCAUUGAUAUCUUUGCUUGCCCUUCUCCUAGCCGUAGCUAUCACCCGCUUCGCGAACUCGGGCGCAUCCACCACCAAUCCAAGCUCUCAAAGUACUACUGCCAAACCCCCAACCGCCAACCUGGAUCAUCUCCGUCGCUUCUUCAGCUCACCUGUCGCCUCCGCAGUAGGCCGAUCUACGCUUGUGUCCACCAUGUCGAAAACGCCGGUGUAUUUUUUGAGUCAUGGGGGUCCGAAUAUCAUGUACGAUCAUCAGCACCCGGCGUACCACAAGCUGGGGGAGAUCGGACGGGAGAUCACGACGAAAGUGAAGCCGCGGGCGGUGGUGGUUUUCUCGGCCCACUGGCAAGGGAAACGGGAUACGAUCCAGGUGAACACGGCGGAGAUCACGGAGUUGAUUUAUGACUUCUAUGGGUUUCCGAGCCAUUACUACAAGGAGAAAUAUCCGAACGUUGGAAGUAAGGAGAUUGCGGAGAAGGUGCUGAGUGCGCUGGGCGAGGCGGGAAUCAAGGCUGAAGGGGUGAAGAGGGGGCUGGAUCACGGCGUGUGGGCCAGUUUUAAGUGUGCCUUUGAGCCCGAGAAGAACCCGUUAAAUGUCCCUAUUGUGCAGGUCUCGCUGUUCGAUACGGAAGACCCCGUUCAGCACUACCGACUUGGCCAGGCGGUGUCGAAGCUUCGUGAGGAGAACAUCCUGAUCAUUGUCUCCGGGAUGGCCGUUCACAAUCUGCGGGACCUGCAGUUCUCCUUUGGUGACCCGCGGCCGUUGCCUUAUACCGCCAGCUUCGACGAGGCUCUUAAGGAUGCGGCCACUGCCAAGCCGGCGGAGAGGGAGCAGGCUUUGGUGGAUCUGCUGAAGCGGCCCGAUGCCCGCAAGGCGCAUCCGACCUUUGACCAUCUGCUCCCCAUUCAUAUCGGAGCUGGUGCGGCCGGGGACGACAAAGGGAGGCGCUUGUGGACCCUGAAGGAAGGAAGUAUGAGCUGGGCGCAAUAUAGAUUUGGCGAGAUCGCCAAUAAUACUAGCUCGCUGUAGUUUGUUGAUAAACCAGGUAAAUCAAUAGAUGUUCAGAUUUUUAAUAGGUUCGGUAUUUUUUUUGGGCGGUUCGCGGCGAGAAUUGGGUUUUCAGAUUCAUCUAUAGGUACAGCGCAGAGGAAGAAGGCAGAAACA
Aspergillus uvarum CBS 121591 is the source of this 1420-nucleotide messenger RNA. Its product is annotated as DODA-type extradiol aromatic ring-opening family dioxygenase. Gene Ontology annotation, molecular function: ferrous iron binding; zinc ion binding; oxidoreductase activity, acting on single donors with incorporation of molecular oxygen. Bases 197 to 1285 code for a protein of 362 amino acids. The transcript has 4 exons. The record is from RefSeq and is a predicted model, not a curated record. Lineage: Eukaryota; Fungi; Ascomycota; Eurotiomycetes; Eurotiales; Aspergillaceae.